Rhagoletis pomonella (apple maggot) is the source of this 8048-nucleotide messenger RNA. RefSeq names its product phosphatidylinositol 4-phosphate 3-kinase C2 domain-containing subunit beta (gene Pi3K68D). The record is from RefSeq and is a predicted model, not a curated record. NCBI's taxonomy places the organism in Eukaryota, Metazoa, Arthropoda, Insecta, Diptera, Tephritidae. Gene Ontology annotation, biological process: phosphatidylinositol-3-phosphate biosynthetic process; phosphatidylinositol 3-kinase/protein kinase B signal transduction; cell migration. Gene Ontology annotation, molecular function: 1-phosphatidylinositol-4-phosphate 3-kinase activity; 1-phosphatidylinositol-3-kinase activity; phosphatidylinositol binding. Gene Ontology annotation, cellular component: cytoplasm; phosphatidylinositol 3-kinase complex; plasma membrane.
GCCUCAAAAAAAUUUUCAAUAGUCAACUUUUUUGAGCCCCUCUAGUUUGAUACCCAUUUUGUAUAUUUAAUUCCGCCUGAGAAACGUUGGCAGCUCUGAAAAAAAAUGAUAAAGUGGAAUGGCCGAUCAAAAUUUUGCUAAAUCCGGUAAUGCACUACCGGAAUUCUUGGAAAUGCACUACCGGAAGUACAGGGUGAUGAACGCGGGUUCUCACCCUCCACUUCCGGUUGUGCAUUUCGCCCCAUAUAAUAUCCCAUUAUUAUUGUUUAUGUUUUUGACAUUUUCACUUAUAGAAAAAUUUCCCUACAUUCAGUAGAAAACGUCAAUCGGAGGCGAUUUGAUUAUUUUUUGUCGUUUGCCCCGGAAUCUGUUGCAAUUUUGUUAAUUUCUUUUUUUUUAUAUGGCCCCAACUAGAAGGUGUCCAAAUUAGGUGGGUCAACGUGUAAUACCCCAAUACGAAAGUACUAGAAUAAAGUGAAAAAUGUAUAAAUGUGAUUAAUUGCGCAUGCAUGUAUGUAUAUGGAUUUUAAAGCAAACUCGCAUUUUGUAUUUUUCCAUUGUUUAAAAUAAGAAAAAAUGCAAAAACAUGAAAUAGAUAACGAAGAAAUGAAACGCUGGACAAGUGCAUGAAUUCCGUAAAAACCGAAAGAAAAAUUGGAACAAGAAAUUACCACAGCAAAAAAGUUGGUUUGUAUCAAAGAAAAAGUAAAUGCUAUGAAGUGUAGUAGUGCAGAACAGUGAAAAUUAAAUACCUUAUAUACGCGCAUGUGAAACAAAAUACUGCAAAAUAACGUUCAACCAUAAGAAGUUGGGCGUUAAUAAAACCAUAUCGACCGACAGACGCCAUUCAUUGCAGCGUUUUCGGUUCCGCAAAGUAUCAUUCGUUGGACGACCAAGCUCUGCUGAUUUGGAGAAAACCAACCAUAUAUUUGCCUUUAUACAAAUCUAUGGAUGCAUGUAAAGCAGUAAUCGUUUCCAUUUCCAAAAAUUAAAGCUUUAAAAUGUCCAAUCAAUCAGACAUCGAUUAUGAUAAACAAUUCCAAGAUGAUUUGGCCAAGGCGACCGCAUUGAGUUUGGAGCAACAAGCACUCGAUGAUUAUCGUCGCGCCAAAAAGUACGGCACCGCCGCCCACUACUACAAUGAACGCGCCCAAUCGCAGUCGCCUUCACUGCAACAUUCACAUUCCGUACAUCAGCGCCAGCAAUCGACUGAAUCCGCAGUUGCCUUUUACGCGCAACUGCGUACACGUUACCAGCAGUCGCGUGACAACUCAAACGAAGCGUCUGCAGCAGCGCCAAUGCCACCACAUCGUCGCCACUCUGAGGCCAACAACAAUGUGUCGCUGAAUGUAGCCGCAGUAACGGCAGCGUCACGCGAGCGCUCCAAAACGCCACCUACCGCGCUGCCUGAAAGCGAUCUUAUCUCUUUCUCCAGCCCUACGGCGAAAGAAGCGCAACCCAAUACUUUCGAAAAGCUAAUCGAAGAUUUGCAGAAGCUGCAGACCUCGAGUCAACAAACGGCAUUAGUGCCGUUCGGUCCUGUAGCUGCGGCGCCCAUAACAUCAAUGCAUGCUGCUGCCGCCGGCUAUCGUGGCACACCGCCUUCACUGGUCACGCCCACACACAACACUGCCAUGUAUGCGGCAGCGCCGGCAGCAUUGGGUGGGGGUGCGGGUGCAGUUGGUGGCACCGCUGGCAAUUGUAUGCAAUUGGUGCCCUUUACGCCGGCACCAUCAUCAGCACAUCAACAGAAAGUACCACUCACAGGUGAGGAGCUGCAGAAACUCUAUAACAUGCCUCUCCAACAGCAACAACAACAACAGCAGUAUUAUCAACAACAGCAGCAUCAGCAAAGGGCGGCCAUAAUGCCAGCGGGCUUCGUUUAUCCUUCAACACGCAUGGGCUUCGUACCCUCGGUGGGUGGUUAUGUUGCACCAACACAUGCUGCAGGCUACACGCAGAGCGCGCCACCUACAGCUGCUGCAGCAAGCGCUUUUACACCUCCACAAUUUCCACCAACGCCUUCACACUAUGGGUUUCAAUAUGGCGGCAUGCCGCCCGCAGCUGCUUCAUAUUAUGGCACCGCGGCAGCGCCGACGAAUAUACCAUCGGUAGCAAGCAGCGUUUCCGCAGCUGCAGCGCCAAUGCCGCUCACCAAGUCACAGUCUGCAGCGGCAGCGAUUGUACCGAAUGGCAGUAAUAGCGGUGGUGGUAGUACGGUUACCACUGCUGGCAUGCGUCGUCAAACACCGCCUGCGCGCAAGCCACAACGCACCGGAAAUGAUUUGAUUGAUCUUAAUCAGGAGGAUGACUCGCGUGUUAGUGUGUUGGAGGCAUUCGAUCCUUUGCUCAAUGCGGAUGAAGAAGGUUGCGACGAUGCCUCAGAUUGUACCUCCUAUUAUGCGGAAUAUGACCCAUUCGAUUAUCUCUAUAGUGGCGGUGGCACACAGUACUCGGAUCCCGUUUACGAGGCGGUGAAUAAGUUGGAGAAGAGCGCUGUGAGUCCAAAUGUCUCCUCCAUUGGUUGGCGCACGGAUUACCUCAGCCACGAUGAAGUACUCGCCACCGAUCUAACUGCUAUUAGCAGCGCUAACGCCUCAACGCACUAUCAGCUCGAUGAUCAAUCACCAAGCGGUUCACGCUCACCGCCUCCACCGCUGCCGCCACGCAAUACUGGCUCGCGCUCCCCACCCUUUCUACCUGGUCUCUAUCCAACACUGAAACAUGAAAAUAGUGUGGAAGGCAGCAGUAGUGUGAGCGUGGGCGCGGUGGCUGGCAGUUCCUUCUCCACUUCCAGCUCAUUCAUACGGCCCAGCGCAACGCUGGAUCGUCGAAAAACUGCUGCCGGAACGCGCCUCUAUGAAGUGGUAACGGAUCGCCGCACCGUCGAUCCGGAGCUACUGGAAUUCUUCUUCAUGGUUAAGGAGUUGCGUAUGCGCUAUUUAUACAAUGAUACGUAUACGAAUCCAGGUCAUGUAAUUGCUUCGGAAUUUAAUUAUCAUUAUCCGCUUGAGACGAGCAUCAAGAUUUUGGUGCAUCCUGCGCUGAAGGCACUGCUGUCCCAUGCGGAUAUGGCGCGUACACAAGGGCAGGUGAAGGGGUAUGGCGUGCCGGUGGUGUUUACAUGUGAUAUCAAUACGGCUGUGGAAUUGGUUAUUGAUCAAGCAUUUUGCUCGCUGGAGGGUAUUAUUAAAGGCACUCCUAAUGAUUAUGUGGUGAAGCCCAUCGGCGUCUCUGAAUGGCUAUCACCCACAUCGAAACUCAGUCAGCUGGAAUGUGUGCAUAACAGCCUAAAGCUGGAGCAGGACGUGCAAUUGGGUUUGUGCGUUAAAUCCGAGGAGAAUAUGCAAGUGAUAGCUCGUACGCAGUGUGAUGAUCUGCGUGAUGUAGAUUUACGAGCAGAAGAUAUUUUGCCCAACGAAAUGGCAACGACCAUCAAUUAUGAUAAUAUGAUGAUACUGAUAGAAACGCUUGAAACAGAGAUUGAUAAACUAGAGUCAGCGGAUCCAAAUUCACGAUCCAUACUCUCAUGCUCGGGCGUUGUGCAGGCAGUUAAGGCUAUUUGCGCGCUACUCGGUUCGAUAGAUACACUUGAAAUCACUGCCUGCAUCGCCGAUCUCAAACGCAUAUGCGAGGAGGGUCAAGUGAAGUAUGCUGCGCAUAGCGCGGAAACCAAUCCGGAGAUCGUGAGCGAACGUGGCGAUUAUGCAGAGGUGCGUUUAGUGCCACGGCCCAAGCUGGAUCAGAUUAAGCUGAAAUGUAGUCAGUUGCGCGAUGCCGUGCAGGAGUUAAUUGAACUCUACUCAAAUGUAUUCCGAGUGGGAUUCUCUGUGAAAUCGCUAGAUUAUUCGACCACACCCAUACCGGUUUCGUGUGUACUAAAACCAAUUGUCGUUAGCAUCAAUUGUCUGCAUCGGCCGCCACCAACUUGGCGCUACGAUGACUACUCGCUGGGCGUGCAAAUCAACUAUGGCACUCGCUUUGUAUCCGAUCCGAUAGUCACUAAGUGUUCGAAUGAUAUGAGUGGUGGACUCUUUCCACGCUUGAAUUUCUCUUCAUGGCUGACUUUCGAAAAGAAUCCAAUUUGUACGCUGCCACGAGAAUCGCGCCUAAUAUUUGUGCUCUACGGCACACAAACAACGGAAAAUGAGCAAAACACAGAUGCGAAUGGUGAACGUCGCUCGGUGGCCACCGAAUUAGGCUGGUGCGCCAUACAAUUGUUUGAUCAGAAGCGUGAAAUGAUUUGCGGCUCCUAUUUGCUUUCGAUGUGGCCGCCAACAACGGAUAAGUUCUUAGGUCCGGCGCCUGCGCGCGGUUGUCAUCCACAGCCAGAUAUCUGCCCGGUGUUAAGCAUAGAAGUACCGCCUUACGGUGGCCGCAUACUAUUCCCCGAGCCGUUGGAACAGCCACCGCCAGCACCGCGUUACGAUUUCAAUUCGCUGGACGCUAAUUUGCAGCAGGAACUGCUAGACACUGCCGAGCAGGGUUAUUCGGGCGCUAAGGAUAAACGCGAAGUAUUUUGGGAAAAACGGUUGUAUUUGCAGAGCUUUCCCUAUGCAUUGCCGAAAGUGCUUCACGCCGCGCACAGCUGGGACUAUGCCAGCCUCAUGGAUCUCCAUUCAUUGUUGCAUUCGUGGGCGCCGUUGUCGCCACUGCAAGCGCUGGAAUUGCUGCUACCGCGGUACCCUGACGCCAAAGUGCGUGAGAAGGCGGUCGAGUGGAUUUCGCAACUGCCGAAUGAUCAGCUGGUCGAUUAUCUGCCGCAAUUGCUGCAGGCCCUCAAGCACGAUACCUACGAAGCAUCGGCAAUGGCCCGCUUCUUGCUCUGCAAGUGUUUGGAAUCGCCGCGCAUAGCCCACCACUUGUACUGGCUCUUGGUACACAGUUUGCCAGGCGAUGAUCCACAGAAUUCAAUCGAUGCCUCAUCGGUGGCGAGUGAAAUUGAUGAGUCGCUAAUAACGCAGGCGCGCUACUAUAGGCGCAACAAGAUGAUGCUUCGCGCGCUGCUGGCGGUGUGUGGCGAGCGGCUGUUGGCGCGCUUUCUCAGUCAAAAUAUGAUGUGCAAGAGCUUAGCGCGGCUUGCCGAAUCCGUAAAGGAGGCUAAAGAAUCAUUGCGGCAGAAAACCCUCUGCUUCGGCAUGGAAACUGUACAUCAGCAGUUGGGUGACAAGCCCACUUCUCUGCCGCUGGGCCCCGAAUUAGAAGUGACCGGUGUAAAUGUGCGCAGUUGCAGUUAUUUUAACUCAAAUACGCUGCCACUAAAAAUAUCCUACAUCGGCUCAGAUGGCGAAGUGCUGCCGGCGAUUUUUAAGUCCGGUGAUGACUUGCAACAGGACAUGCUUACCAUUCAACUCAUACGUGUUAUGAAUAAAAUGUGGUUGGCUGAGGGUUUGGACCUGAAAAUGGUUACCUUCAAUUGUGUACCUACGGGCUUUAAGAAGGGCAUGAUUGAAUUGGUGUCCGAUGCGGAGACAUUGCGUAAAAUACAAGUAGAAUAUGGCUUGACGGGUUCGUUUAAAGAUAGACCGAUUGCUGAAUGGCUAGCCAAACAGAAUCCUAGUCAGUUGGAGUAUCAGAGGGCGGUAAAGAAUUUCACAGUUUCCUGCGCCGGCUACAGUGUUGCGACUUACAUACUCGGUAUCUGUGAUCGUCACAAUGACAAUAUUAUGCUAAAGACUUCCGGUCAUCUCUUUCAUAUAGAUUUUGGAAAAUUCUUGGGCGACGCGCAAAUGUUUGGCAAUUUUAAAAGAGAUCGCACCCCAUUCGUGCUCACCUCCGACAUGGCUUAUGUGAUUAAUGGCGGCGAUAAACCCUCCACUGAUUUUCAUUAUUUCGUCGAUUUGUGUUGUCGCGCUUUUAAUAUAAUACGCAAACAUGGUGAUCUCAUUCUGCAUAUGCUUGCACUAAUGGCCACUGCCGGCAUACCCGGUGUAACCGCUGAUGCAGUGACUUAUGUGCGUGUCGCUUUGCUGCCGGAGCAAUCAAAUCCAGAGGCAGCUGCCUCUUUUGCCAAGAUGAUACAGUUCUCGCUGAAGAGUUGGUUCACACAAUUCAAUUUCUUCUUGCACAAUUUGGCGCAAAUGCGUUUCAGCAACGAUGAGGGUAGUGGCGAGUUGUUGUCAUUUGUGCCGCGCAAAUAUACCAUGCAACAGGAUGGCCGCUUAAAGAGCGUUAUGGUAGUGCGCUGUCAGAAGCAUUACGAUAUGGAAAAGUAUUACACCUACAUUUUACAAGUGACGCGUCAUGGUCAAACCGAUCCAACGCAUUUAUUCCGCUCGUAUAAGGAAUUUACGGAAUUUCAUCAGAAGUUGUGCUUACACUUUCCACUGGCGAAAUUGCAUAGCUUGCCAAGUGGCAUGCAUGUCGGCCGUUCCAACGUCAAAUCGGUUGCUGAGCGUCGCCUGCCUCAAAUACAACGUUUUCUUAUCUCACUCUUCAAUUCAGCGGAUGAGAUUGCUCACUCGGAUUUGGUGUAUACGUUCUUCCAUCCCUUGUUGCGUGAUCAGCAGGAAGCUAAGUUGACGGUGUCGAAAGUUAGAGAAGUAAAGCAACAAACGCGUGAAAAUCCCUAUGAAGUUGGUCAGAUUAAAAUGUCUUUGCAAUAUCGCCGCGGUGUCUUAACGGUGAUGAUUCACCAUGCGAAAGGCUUACCCAUGCUGCAAGGGGGUCAAGAGCCUAACACCUACGUCAAAUGUUAUCUCAAGCCGGAUACAACAAAAGUGACCAAACGCAAAACAAAAGUGGUACGAAAAACGUGUGUGCCCAGCUUUAUGGAGACGCUCGAGUAUCGCAUGCCAUUGGAACAUAUACAAAAUCGUUUAUUGCAUGUCACUGUAUGGUCACAUGAUACAUUACAGGAGAACGAAUUACUGGGCGGCUUUCAAAUCGAUCUGAGUAAAUAUGAUUUACGUAAAGAACUGAUCGAUUGGUUUCGACUUGGACCAAUGCCCAGAAAUUGAACAGCGAACUGCGCUAGGGCCGAACACAAACUAGCUAGUAGCUGCAGAAUAAAAUUGGGGGAAAAUUACUUUGAAUGGCGUUAGAUGCAAGUGAAAUAAUCGCCAACUAGUUCGCUAUUAUCUAACAAAGAACCGCAACGAGGUUUUCGAAAACUACUUGCAAAGCAACAGUAUUUCCUUCGCACAUAUAGACACCGCUACAGGGAUGUCCGUUAGGGGCUGAUAAAAAAAAAGAGUAUCUAUUUACACUUACAAACAGAGUAUAACCCAAGCAGCAGGCAGGCGGUUGAAAAGAACAAAGUUCUUACAGAUAUAUAUUUUUAUAAAUAACUUUACUUACAAAUCUCUCUGCAGGACUGCACUUAUAAAAUAGACAUUCCAAUUAUGCUUAUGAAACUUAGAAUCGAAAACACUUAGAAGUUGAAAAAUAUUACACAUACAUAAGUAAGGGGAUAAUAAAAUUUUCUACGAUUAAUUGUAAUUUUCAUUCAGGCACAGAAAAUGUAAAAAAAUAUGGAAGCAUAAUUCAAGGCGCACAGCAUUCGCCGGCGAUUGUAAAUUUUUGGCGAAGUAUUUUUGAAGCUAAAACUCCCCACCAAGUCUUGCAGGUGUCUCAGGUUUUCAGCGCUCGAUUCAGCCAUAAUUUUUAUAUGUCGGCGUGGUUGCCGAAAUCUACAACGCCUGAAAAACUUGUUGUGUAGUUCUUGCUUAAGCGUAAAUAUUUGCCUAUUAAAUGUUAAUAUUUGCUUUUUGUAUUUCGUAGUUGGCACAAAUUCUAUCCUUCUUUUUACAAGAAGCUCACACUAGGUUUUUUUUUUGUCUUUUGCAGACGUGGGAUAUUCAAAGCGUACAUUUAUUUGAAUAUUGUUAAAAAUUUAAAAUAAUAUGGCUUAGCUUUGCAUGGUCUCUUCGCUCAAAAAAAAUUUGUUUAUGCUUGCAGUUAAUAUAUGCAGUAUAAGCUCUAUUUGCUAUCACUGUUUGCUGCUUCUUGUUUAAGAUCUAAAUGUUCUUUUCUUUGUUUUCGUUAAGACUUUUUUCAAAAUUUCCUAAUAGAGCAUUAUUGACCCUUUAAUUAUUACGAUUUAUGUU